Molecule: messenger RNA, 1443 nt
Organism: Hibiscus syriacus
Lineage: Eukaryota; Viridiplantae; Streptophyta; Magnoliopsida; Malvales; Malvaceae
Exons: 6
Coding region: 81-1430 (449 amino acids)
Biological process (GO): lipid catabolic process
Source: RefSeq, a predicted model, not a curated record
UCUUUCUUCAACUCCCCACCUCUGUUUGCGUCAAUUAUCCUCUUCUGUUGCCCAAAUUCUCUCAUCCGAUCCAACCAUAGAUGUCAUUUUUUUGCGGUGUCGAGUACGUGCUCUUGUUUGGCUGUUCGCGUUGGGCAUGGAAGCGCUGCACCCACGUCGGUUCAGACGACAGUGAAACCUGGCCAUCAGCUAUCCCGGACGAGUUCGAGCCUGUCCCCAGACUCUGUCGUUUAAUCCUAGCUGUCUACGAAACUGAUCUCAGAAACCCCCAAUGCCCUCCUGACGGCGGCUACCGAGUCAACACAGACUGGGUCUUGAAACACGCUGACUAUGAACAAACCCAGGGUCGUUCUCCGCCGUACCUUAUCUACGCCGACCAUGACCGGAAGGAGAUCGUGAUGGCAAUCAGGGGACUCAACUUGGUCAAAGACAGUGACUAUAAAUUGCUCUUGGAUAAUAGGUUGGGGAUGCAGAUGUUUGAUGGGGGAUAUGUUCAUCACGGGCUGUUGAAAUCGGCGGUUUGGUUGUUGAACGAGGAGAGUGAGACGUUGAAGAGGGUUUGGGAAGAGACUGGGAGGGAAUAUCAGUUGAUUCUUGCCGGACAUUCGUUGGGAUCGGGUGUGGCGGCGUUGAUGGCGGUGGUGAUGGUUAAUCACAGGGAUCGAUUGGGUGGGAUUCCCCGGAAUAAGAUUCGGUGCUAUGCGUUGGCGCCAGCGAGGUGCAUGUCACUUAACUUGGCUGUCAAGUAUGCUGAUGUUAUUCACUCCAUUGUCUUGCAGGAUGAUUUCUUGCCUAGGACAGCCACACCCUUGGAAGAUAUCUUCAAGUCUAUAUUCUGCUUGCCAUGCUUGAUAUUUCUUGUUUGCUUGAGGGAUACCUUCAUACCAGAAGGUAGGAAACUUAGAGAUCCGAGACGACUUUAUGCUCCCGGAAGAAUGUAUCACAUCGUCGAGAGAAAAUUUUGCAGAUGUGGGAGGUUUCCUCCAGAAGUCCGAACUGCCAUUCCUGUCGACGGGCGGUUUGAACAUAUUGUGUUAUCUUGUAACGCAACAUCUGAUCAUGGAAUAAUUUGGAUCGAAAGGGAAUCGGAGAAGGCUUUGGGGAUUAUGAGGGAGAACAAAUACCAGACCAUGACUGUUCCCCCGAAAAUUCAGAAACUGGAGAGGUUGCAGACCAUUGAGAAAGAACACAAAGAUGCAUUGCAAAAAGCCGUCAGUUUGAAUAUCCCUCAUGCUGUACCCGCAGAUGGUGAACUGGUCGAGAUUGAGGAAACAGAAACAGAGGCUGCUGGACCCGACAAUGGAGAUAGGCCGAAAGCUAAACCGGAGUCAAGUUCUAGACGGACAAACUGGGAUGAGUUGGUUGAGAAGCUUUUCAAGAGGAGUGAGUCAGGGAAACUACUACUAAACAAGGAAUCACAUACCCAUUAAUUCUCUAUUUUUU